AUGAGUGAUCAAAGGUCUUUGCAAGAAGAUAAGCACAAGGUUAGCAGAACGUCCUCCAAGUUCAGGGAGUCUUCGAGAAGCAUGCAAUCUGACGAUUAUUUCGCUAGAAAACUUAAAGCCUUGAAUGGUAGCAUGGGUCCUCCUGUUUCUUCAAAUGCCUCUAGCAAAGCUGAAAAUAAUCAAACAAAUGGUACACCAGCCGUGCCUAAAAUGGGUGUUCGAGCAAGGGUAUCUGAAUGGCCUCCUAAAAAGGAUUGCUCUAAGGAACUGAGUAAAGCUGCUUGGGAAAACAGACCUCCAGCCAGUUAUGAAGGUGGUGGCUCAGUGCUUCCAAAUGCACAAAAUGACCAAAGCGAUGAACAGCAAGAAGAGCUAGAACUGGAAUUUGCAGAGGGAAAAUACUCAAUUGGAGAUCUUUUUGUUCAUUCACCUCAAAGGGGGCUUCAUCCCAUACGGCAAAGAAGCAACAGUGAUGUGACAAUAAGUGAUAUUGAUGCUGAAGAUGUGUUAGACCAAAAUGCUGUAAACCCAAAUACUGGAGCAGCUCUUCACAGAGAAUAUGGCAGUACUUCUUCAAUUGAUAGACAAGGCUUGUCUGGAGAAAAUUUUUUUGCAAUGCUGAGAGGAUACAGAGUGGAAAAUUUUGAACAUAAAACCAUUGCUCCUUUUGGAUUUUCUGAGUUUUUCCACUGUGAUCCUACGGUUUCUCCGAGUCUACAUGCUGCUGCACAGAUUUCCAGGGGAGAAUUUGUCAGGAUUUCUGGGUUAGAUUAUAUGGAUAGUGCCCUACUUAUUGGUCGAGAAAGGGAGAAAUCUUUCAAGAGGAGACUUAAAUCAGAAGCAGUAGAAACAUCUCUGUUUAGAAAAUUGCGAACAGUUAAAAGUGAGCAUGAAACUUUUAAGUUUUCAUCAGACCUGGAUGAUAGACUUGACAGAAAUGUUCGUUCUUGGAACUGUCAGAAAUGUUUUGCACAUUAUGAUGUUCAGAGUGUUUUGUUUAACAUAAAUGAAGCAAUGGCUACCAGAGUAAAUGUAGGAAAAAGAAAAAAUAUCACCACUGGAGCUUCAGCUGCAUCACAAACUCAGAUGCCAGCAGGCCAGAGUGGAAACUGUGAAUCUCCUUUGGGAAGCAAAGAGGACCUCAACUCAAAAGAGAAUUUAGAUGCUGAUGAGGGCGAUGGGAAAAGUAAUGACUUAGUAUUGAGUUGCCCUUACUUCAGGAAUGAAACUGGUGGGGAAGGAGAUAGACGAAUUGCACUUUCUAGGGCAAAUUCAGCAUCUUUUUCUUCAGGUGAAAGUUGUUCCUUUGAGUCCUCUCUGAGUUCUCAUUGCACAAAUGCUGGUGUUUCAGUACUGGAGGUACCAAGAGAAAAUCAGUCCAUUCACAGAGAGAAAGUGAAGCGUUACAUCAUAGAACAUAUUGAUCUUGGAGCAUAUUAUUACCGCAAGUUCUUCUAUGGAAAAGAGCAUCAGAACUACUUUGGAAUAGAUGAAAAUCUUGGACCUGUUGCAGUCAGCAUCCGGAGGGAAAAGGUUGAAGAUGUGAAGGAGAAAGAAGGAUCUCAGUUCAACUAUCGUAUCGUUUUCAGGACAAGUGAGCUUACUACACUUAGAGGAGCAAUUUUAGAAGAUGCCAUACCAUCCACUGCUCGUCAUGGCACGGCAAGAGGUCUGCCUCUCAAAGAGGUGCUUGAGUAUGUAAUACCAGAGUUGAGCAUCCAGUGCUUGAGACAGGCAUCCAACUCGCCCAAAGUACCUGAGCAGCUGCUUAAACUGGAUGAGCAAGGGCUGAGUUUUCAACAUAAGAUUGGUAUCCUUUACUGCAAAGCAGGCCAAAGCACAGAAGAAGAAAUGUAUAACAACGAGAUGGCAGGACCAGCUUUUGAAGAGUUCCUUGAUCUACUGGGCCAGAGAGUACGGCUAAAAGGAUUCAGUAAAUAUAGGGCUCAGCUAGAUAAUAAAACUGAUUCAACAGGAACUCAUUCCCUCUAUACUACCUAUAAAGAUUAUGAAUUAAUGUUUCAUGUAUCAACAAUGCUUCCAUACAUGCCCAGUAACAGGCAACAGCUGCUAAGGAAAAGGCAUAUAGGAAAUGACAUAGUUACCAUUGUCUUCCAAGAGCCAGGAGCACUUCCUUUUACUCCAAAAAAUAUUCGUUCCCACUUUCAACAUGUAUUUGUCAUUGUCAAAGUGCAUAAUCCUUGCACUGAAAAUGUGUGUUAUAGUGUUGGUGUUUCACGAUCAAAAGAUGUUCCCUCAUUUGGUCCACCCAUUCCCAAAGGAGUAACUUUCCCCAAGUCUGCAGUCUUUAGGGACUUCCUUUUAGCCAAAGUUAUUAAUGCUGAAAAUGCAGCACAUAAGUCAGAAAAAUUUCGAGCCAUGGCCACAAGGACACGUCAAGAAUACUUGAAAGAUCUGGCAGAAAACUUUGUUACCACAGCUACAGUGGAUACUUCAGCCAAGUUCAGCUUUAUUACUUUAGGGGCAAAAAAGAAGGAAAAAGUGAAACCAAGGAAGGAUGCACAUCUAUUCAGUGUUGGAGCAAUUAUGUGGAAUGUGAUUGCCCGAGAUUUUGGCCAGUCUGCUGACAUUGAAUGUCUCCUUGGAAUCUCCAAUGAGUUUAUCAUGUUGAUUGAAAAGGAAUCAAAAAAUGUUGUGUUUAACUGCUCCUGCAGAGAUGUUAUUGGAUGGACAUCUGGCUUAAUGAGCAUCAAAAUAUUUUAUGAAAGAGGAGAAUGUAUUCUUCUGUCUGCAGCAGAUAAUUGUACUGAAGACAUCAGAGAAAUUGUUCAAAGACUUGAAAUAGUGACCAGAGGAUGUGAAACCACGGAAAUGACCCUGCGGAGAAAUGGGCUUGGCCAGCUUGGAUUCCACGUGAACUUUGAAGGGAUAGUGGCAGACGUGGAGCCCUUUGGGUUUGCAUGGAAAGCAGGGCUACGGCAAGGGAGCCGCCUGGUCGAGAUCUGUAAAGUGGCUGUGGCAACUCUGACACACGAGCAAAUGAUCGACCUCUUACGCACCUCGGUGACGGUGAAAGUGGUGAUUAUUCAACCCCACGAAGAUGGAGCGCCCCGAAGGGGUUGUUCAGAACUUUGUCGUAUACCCAUGGUGGAAUACAAACUUGACAGUGAAGGCACCCCAUGUGAGUAUAAAACCCCUUUCAGAAGGAAUACCACUUGGCAUCGGGUGCCGACUCCCGCUGGGCAGCCUCUCUCUCGUGCCUCUCCAAUCCUAGGAACAUCUGACAGACUGCAGUGCCAGCAGCUUCUCCAGCAGGCUCAGACAGCCAUUCCUCGUAGCACUUCCUUUGAUAGAAAGCUGCCAGAUGGUGCAAGAAGUUCUCCAAGCAACCAAUCCUCAUCCAGUGACCCAGGACCUAGCGGGAGCAGCCACUGGAGACAGCAAGUGGGAUAUGAUGGAUGCCAGUCCCCUUUACUCCAUGAACAUCACCAAGGUUCAGGCUCACUGGAGUGUGAAGGAGGCAGAGACCGAGAGGACACUUUGGAAGGAACUAGACAUUCUGAAGCCAAGUGGCAUGCACCAUCGACCAAAGUCCUGAGCUCCUACAAAGACCGAGCUUUACAGAAAGAGGGUGGUGGCAAGGAAUCGCCAAACAAGCUUUCACAUAUUGGGGACAAAAGCUGUUCAAGUCACUCCAGCAGCAACACCUUAUCCAGCAAUACGUCCAGCAACAGUGAUGAAAAGCACUUUGGUUCUGGAGACCUGAUGGAUCCCGAGCUGCUUGGAUUGACGUAUAUAAAGGGGGCUUCUACAGACAGCGGGAUCGAUACGGCUCCCUGCUUGCCAGCUCCUCUGCUGGCCCCUCUGCACCUGGCUGGCAGCAGGGCUGGAGUGCACUGUCACACGGAGCCGUGGACAGAGGCUCCAGAGCCUCCCGGGCCGGAUGAUGAUCCAGCUAAAAUCUAUGCUGUUCACACCUAUGCUUCUGCUAUCUCAGCCAGUCAUACGGCUGAAGGCAGCAUGGGGGACCUGAGUGAAAUCUCCUCUCAUUCCAGUGGGUCACAUCAUUCAGGAAGCCCAUCAACACACUGUUCUAAAAAGAGUGGCUCCCUAGAUACCUCCAAAGUUUAUAUAGUGUCACAGAAUAGUAGUCAACAGAUGUCUGGGUCGAUUUCAAAACCAUACCACAGACAAGGAGCAGUGAGUAAAUAUGUCAUUGGCUGGAAAAAAUCGGAAGGAAGUCCUACACCUGAAGAAUCUGAAGUUUCAGAAUGUCAUGAAGUAUAUGAUGAUAUUGAUGCUGUGACUGCAUCGAGUCCACUCCAAACUUCAGUCAGGAAUGCUAUUGUUGAAAGCCAGCAAGUCUUGUCCAAAGAAGAUUUUCUGAAGUUGAUGCUGCCAGACAGCCUCUCUAUGGAGGAAGGGAGAAGAAAGUUUUCAUUUUAUGGAAACCUUUCCCCACGGAGAACACUUUACCGCACCCUCUCUGAUGAAAGCAUAUGUAGCAAUCGAAGGGGAUCUUCCUAUGCCAGCUCUCGAAGCUCAGUGAUAGACCAGGCCUUGCCAAAUGAUAUCUUGUUCAGCACUACUCCACCAUAUCACUGCACGUUGCCUCCCAGAAUGAGCCUGACUCCUGGAAUGGGAAAUCUGAGAAAUGAAUUGUGGUUCUCAGAUGGGUCCUUAUCUGAUAAAGCCAAAUUCAAUGAUCCUGGCCUGAUGCCCCUGCCAGACACUGCCACAGGGCUAGACUGGUCUCACCUGGUAGAUGCUGCACGAGCGUUUGAAGGUUUUGACUCAGAUGAAGAAUUUGGGCCGUUCUGUCAUCAGAUGCCGUUUCUAGAUCAGAGGGUAGCAUCUUUUUGCACCUUGAAUGAUAUGCAGCAAGCUCAGGGCUUGGAAGGAGCACAAGAGUUACCUUUGGAUGAGAGUCCCCCAGAUGGUAAAGAUUUUCUUGAAGAUGCUGGGGAACAUGCUCCAAGUACUCUGACUGGCAAAGUAAACCAGCUGGAAGUCAUCCUCCGGCAGCUACAAACUGAUCUGAGAAAGGAAAAACAGGACAAGGCAGUUCUCCAAGCAGAGGUACAGCACCUGAGACAAGAUAACAUGAGACUUCAGGAAGAGUCUCAAACAGCAGCUGCUCAACUGAGGAAAUUUACAGAAUGGUUUUUUAAUACAAUAGACAAAAAAUCCUAA
This is a messenger RNA of Cinclus cinclus, 5154 nucleotides long. RefSeq names its product signal induced proliferation associated 1 like 2 (gene SIPA1L2). Gene Ontology annotation, biological process: activation of GTPase activity; regulation of small GTPase mediated signal transduction. Gene Ontology annotation, cellular component: cytoplasm. NCBI's taxonomy places the organism in Eukaryota, Metazoa, Chordata, Aves, Passeriformes, Cinclidae. The record is from RefSeq and is a predicted model, not a curated record. Gene Ontology annotation, molecular function: protein binding; GTPase activator activity. Bases 1 to 5154 code for a protein of 1717 amino acids. The transcript is spliced from 21 exons.